AUGGUCACGCCGGUGACUCGCUCCCGCGCUCGCGCGUUCCGCGGCGGGGCGCGUGGUGCGCCCGAGAUACCGCUCGCCGUGAGGCGGACGUGGCAGGACGCCAGCGAGCCUGAGCCGGCCGUGCCGACGCACUUCCUGUGCCCGAUCUCGCUGGAAAUGAUGAAGGACCCCGUGACGGCUCCGACGGGGAUCACGUACGACCGGGAGAGCGUUGAGGGGUGGCUGGAGCGCGGCCACGCCACGUGCCCCGUCACCGCACGGCCGCUGCGGCUGGAGGAGCUCGUCCCCAACCACGCCACGAGGAGGGUCAUCCAGGAGUGGUGCGUCGCCAACCGGGGCCUCGGGGUGGAGCGCGUGCCCACGCCCCGCGUCCCGGUCUCCGCCUUCGACGCGUCCGAGCUCCUGGCGGCCGUGUCCGCGGCCGCGAGGCGCGGGGAUGGGCCGAGGUGCCGGGAGCUCGUGGCGAGGGCCAGGGCGCUCGGCAAGGAGAGCGAGCGCAACCGCAGGUGCUUCACGUCCGCGGGCGCCGCCCGCUCGCUCUCCUCCGCGUUCUGCCAUCUUGCCGGAGAGCGGGUGGUACCAGCGACGGCCCUAGAGGAGAUCUUGGCGGCGUUGGUCCUGUUCUUACCGCUUGACGAGGAGUUCAGGCGCAGCAUUGCCACCCCGGCUUCGCUGGACUCCGUCGUUUCUAUCCUGUCCCACGGAGAACUCCCGGCGCGGGUCAGCGCCGUCGUCGUUCUCCGCGAGAUCGCAUCGUCUUCCGACAGCCAGUGCCUCGAGGCCAUGUCCAAGACCAACGGCAUAUACUCCGCGCUCGUGAAGCUCUUGAAGAAGCCCGUCUCGCCGCAGGGCACCAAGGCGGCGCUGGUAACCGCGUACUACCUCGUCGCGCACAGCGAGCUUGCGGCGUCCCGCCUCGUCGACCUCGGCACGGUGCAGCUCCUCCUCGAGCUAUUGGUGGACGCCGACAGGGGCACGACGGAGAAGGCUCUGGCCUUGCUGGACAGCCUGCUACUCACUGUGAGGGGCCGCGACGCGGCCUACGCGCAGGCGCUGGCCGUGCCGGUGAUCGUGAAGAAGAUGCAGCGCGUGUCCGACAUGGCGACGGAGUUCGCUGUGUCGGCGCUGUGGCGGCUGUGCAAGAAUGUCGCGGCGGACGACGGUGCGUGCAAGGCAGAGGCGCUUCAGGUCGGCGCGUUCCAGAAGCUCUUGCUGCUGCUGCAAGUGGGCUGCGAAGGCUUGACCAAGGAUCGGGCCAGCGAAUUGCUCAGGCUUCUCAAUGGAUGCAGGAACGGCGCCGAGUGCAUCGACUCGUUGGAUUUCAAGGCCCUCAAGAGACCCUUUUGAGUGUGCAUAUCGAAACUUGGCUACGUACGGUGUGGAUAGAACCUAGAAUCAUGCAGAUAAAAUUAGGUUUAGAUUCUCUCUUUAAUUUUGGGGAGAACUAUUAUACUUCCGGGAAAGUGUAUUCGGAACCUGGAAAAUAUGAUUCUGCUCAAAAUUAUUAAAAAUUACAUAAAAAAGUUGUAAUUAAAACAGAUCAAGCAUAUAAAGAUUAGGUAAAAACUUGCGCUUGUAAAUUUGGAAACAGAAAUA
This is a messenger RNA of Lolium rigidum, 1596 nucleotides long. RefSeq names its product U-box domain-containing protein 21-like. Bases 1 to 1347 code for a protein of 448 amino acids. Gene Ontology annotation, biological process: protein ubiquitination. Gene Ontology annotation, molecular function: ubiquitin protein ligase activity. The record is from RefSeq and is a predicted model, not a curated record. The transcript has a single exon. Lineage: Eukaryota; Viridiplantae; Streptophyta; Magnoliopsida; Poales; Poaceae.